Molecule: messenger RNA, 597 nt
Organism: Heterobilharzia americana
Lineage: Eukaryota; Metazoa; Platyhelminthes; Trematoda; Strigeidida; Schistosomatidae
Source: the annotation of a GenBank genome assembly
AUGGAAAAGAGAGUAAAAGAGUCUCCAGUAGGAGCAGCAGCAGUAGGAGAAGAGAUCGUAGAAGGGGUAUCGAAAGAUUUCAGCCAAAGUGCACCACAUCAUGAGAGCCCACGUGAUUUCGAUUAUGAUUUACGAUUUUCCAGGUGGUUAGCGCAUAGAUCAGCCAAUCACUCAGGCAAGAAUACAGAUAGUUUAGAUAUAUUCCAAUCUGUUGACUCGUCACAGUUUUUAGAAAGUGUCGGUGAUGUAAAACAUUCAACAAGUGGUAGUUGGCUCACUGUGAAUUCAAGCUUUGAACAAGAUGCUGGUAAAACCUGUCAAGACAAUGAUGAUGAUAAGAAGAGGAAGAACAUUACUACUCUAACUGAAAGCUCAGUUAAAUCUAUCAAAAAUCAGUCAGAAAUUGAUGACUCCUCAUAUUCUUCAAUUAAAUAUUACAGUUGUGAUGCUCUAAAAUCUAGUCAAGAAAUGAAAACUGGGGAAUUAGAAGCAGCUGGAGAAAAUUUUCAAUGUCUUUCAAGAUCUGACAGUAGUGUGACAAGAAAUCAAGUAUCAGGGGAAAACAAGAAGACCAUCAACAGCAUAAUUUACGAUUAG